Phycomyces blakesleeanus NRRL 1555(-) is the source of this 2121-nucleotide messenger RNA. RefSeq lists its product as hypothetical. The record is from RefSeq and is a predicted model, not a curated record. The transcript has 5 exons. Lineage: Eukaryota; Fungi; Mucoromycota; Mucoromycetes; Mucorales; Phycomycetaceae. Bases 1 to 2121 code for a protein of 706 amino acids.
AUGUUUUCCAUUGCCAAUCCCGAUGAAGUUCAUUGCAAAUGCACAAGAUGCAAUCGCAAUCCUCUUGGAUACACUAUGACAGAUAAAAGAACUGCCAAGCGUCAUGCCCAGAAUGAUAAUGACAGGAAUAUGGAUAAAACCAUUAAUGAACAAACAGUUUUGACAGCCAAAGUAAACACUGGUGAAGCUGAUAUGGACGUAGAUCAAAUUGAAGAACAUAUUGAAUUACCAAUAGAUGAUAAUUACUCCGAUGGUGCACCCUCACCAGAGCAGUAUGUCAAUACCCACUUACCUCUUUUGGUGGAAGAAUCUCUUUUUGAAACAGAGGAGUAUACCUCAGAGUAUGAGUCUGAAUAUGAGUCAUCGGAUGAAUUUGAGCAAGAAGAACAGAACAGAGAGCAAGAACAGGGCGCAGUAAUUUUGAUUACAUUCAUAAAUACAAUCCUUGAACAUUAUGGAGAGGAUUUCCGACUUCCCACAAGCAUUCCGGGUUUGAGGAAAAUGACAGGAUACAAUGACUUGACAAACGGCGUAUCAAAAUAUGUAGCAUGCAGUAAUUGUCACACAUUGUACGAUUACAGCAACAACACACAUACAUUCUGCAAUUUCAAAAGAGUUGGUAGUAAGACGCAUUGUAAGAAUGAUCUCUACAAGUCUAGUAUGAAGAACGCCAUGAUUCCAAAGUGCACAUUUGUUUAUAACUCGUUGACAACUACCUUGAAAAAAAUGUUUACACGUCCUUCUUUUGAGAUGCGUGCAACCAUUAUCGAUCCCAUGCACAACCUUUUUCUCGGGACUGCAAAACGAAUGAUGGAUAUUUGGAUUGCAACCAAUUUGCUUGAUGACAAAGAUUUGGUAGAGAUGCAGGAAGAGGCUAAUAGAAUGGUACUCCCUGUAGGGUAUACGACUCUGAAGAUAAAGAUUGGAAAGAAAUUUCCGUUUAUGAAAGCAGAUGAGUGGAAAUCAUGGUGCCUGAUAUACUCUCCUGUUCUGCUUAAGACACGCCUGCGAGAUGAUCUGCUUGGCAAUUGGAUCCAUUUUGUCGAUGCAUGCAGAGAAUUGACGAAGCCAAGUAUCACCAAAAAUGGGAUCAAAAAAGCUCACGAAAGUUUGGAGGAGUUCUGUGUUGGUUGUGAAGACUUUUAUAAACCAGAUGUAUUCACGCAAAACAUGCAUCUCCAUCUCCAUCUAAAAGAAACGAUUGAGGACUUUGGGCCAAUUUACGGAUUUUGGCUAUUUAGCUUUGAACGCUAUAAUGGUGUAUUGAAAGGGUUUGAGACAAACCAGAAGAGUGGGUUCGAGAAUACCUACAUGAAAAGGUUUCUUGAGAGUUCUUACAAUGGUGACUUUUGUCAAGCGCAUCUCAGAAAUGUUACCAGCCCUUUACUCCUCUCUCUCUUUCUCAAGCUGUCUGGUUGUAAAAUCUAUAAUCCUGCACUUUCGCCACAUCCUUUGAUACCGUCAUUCUUUCACUUGCCAACGUUCCUACAAUCCACUGAAAAGCCUUCAAAGCAAACAUUUGGCAACGAAUCUCUACCUCUUUCUGCUCUACCAUUGUGUUUGAAGCCACCAACAACAAGGAGAAAAUCCGAGUAUGAUUGUCGGCUCGAUUUCUAUAAAAUUGAGUAUGACGAUGCUUCUCUUUGCAGUGCCAAGACAACAAUCAGGAAUUGUUGGUUUGUGAAUGACCGAAUCCAGAAGAUUUCGUCCAUCAAUCUUCUUGGACAAGUUUACACAGGUGGAGAAGGUUUGGUCGUGAGAGGAUCGCAUAUACAAGCGAAAUUUAUUGAAAAAAGUGGAGACUCUGAGGAAAGAUAUGCUGGUCGUAUUAAGUACUUGUUCUUGCACGAUUUUACACCAAACCUCACGCACACCAACCUUUUCCCUUGUCACAACCCCCAACACGUAUUUGCCUUCGUUGAGUGGUACAAAAUUCCUUGCCAUCAAUCUAGAAUCAAGCAGGGCAUUGAGUUGUAUGAGCCAGAAUUUCUGAAGUAUGACUACGACAACAUUCUGCCUGUCCACCGCAUCUUGUCGCCAAUUGCAAUUGGAAGUCAUGUGUCUGGUAGUGGUGCAGCAAAAGUUGUUGUUAUUCCUCUGCCAAGAAAGCUGUACGCUUAA